ACGCAGUUGCCAUGGCAGCGGCCACGGAGCCAGGAUAGGGGUUUCAGAGAUCGCCGAGGCGCGCCACGGGCAGUUCCACGAGCCAGCCAGACACAGAGGCCGAAGCCGCGACGCUGGAGGCAGCAAUCUACAGAUAAGGACAGUGAAGUUCGGCGUUGGUGGAGUGCGAAUCCAAACACCGGCCAGUCUUACUCCACUAUUAGUGCAAUCGUUUGUUCUCACUCGGUGCCUUCAGUGUCCCCAGGAAUCCAGGCAAUUAACCACCUCAGGAGCUGUGAGGAUGGCACACCUGCUAGGCAGCCAGGCCUGCAUGGACAGCCUGCGCCGGGACCUCACUGACCUGCAGGGCGCCAUCGUAGAUGUGUUCUCCCGUGCUGGGCCCGUGCGCUUCCCCUCCUGGAAGUUCCCUGACCGCGUGGCCUGUGACCUCGACAUGGUGGCCCUGCUAGAGCACUAUGACCAUGUGCCAGGUGACCCCGAGUUCACGCAGCUGUCCCACGCCGUUCUGCUGGAGCUGGUCAUUGACAGGCUCCUGCUGCUACUUCAGAGCUGUGCAAGCUACUUGGAGACCCUUGGCUCAGAGCAGAUGAUGCCUUCCGCCCAGGCAGUGGGGCCCUGCAUGUCCGUGGGGCUCACAGUGCGACGCUUCUGGAACAGCCUUUUGAGGCUGGGCAUGCUCUACCAGCAGGCGGCCCCCCAGCAAAGGGAAAACCAAGGGGAAACCCCCACCUCCAAGCCCACAGCCAAGGGCAAGCCAGCCAGGAGCCCUGAACGUAUGACUACCAAGUUCAUCAAGGCCCCCUCCCCAAUGCCAAGAUUGCCCCAGACCUGCCAAGAGCCGGAGACCAUCCCUGUCAGACUCUCCCUGCAGUGUCCAGCCACAGCCGAGAACACCACAAGUGUCCACUGCCAGACCAUUGAGACGGCCCUGGUGCCCUGUGACGCAUGCACCAGCGUCCAGGGUAGCCUGCAGGAGGUGGGCAAGGUGGUCAUCAGCCUAUGUCAGAGCCAGAACUUGCCCUCGUCCUUAGGCCAGUUCCAGCAGCUGGUGCAGGACAGCAUGGGGCUCAGGCCGCUACCGGCUGCCACCGUGGGCCACUGGGCAGCAGAGCAGAGCAAGGACCUGGCACGCCUCAGUAAGCACGUGGGGGCCCUCUCUCAGCUUGUCGGGCCCCUCAGGGCCCAGCUGGAGGAGGCCGAGGGGCAGAAGGCCAGCCUGAGGAAGGAGGCGGGCAGGCUGGAGCAGGCGCUGCAGCGGGAGCAGGGAACAAGGCAGCGGCAGGCGGAGGAGGCCAAGCAGCGCCUGGCCGAAUGGGAGCACGACAAGCAGCAUCUGCUCACAGAAACCGGUGACCUAAAGACAAAGGUGGCCACCCUGGAAAGGAAACUGAAGCAGCAGCAGGAGUCCACACAGGCUGUGGAGGCGAAGGCCCAGCAGCUGCAGGAGGAAGGCGAGCGCAGGGCGGCGGCUGAGAGGCAAGUACAGCAGCUGGAGGAGCAGGUGCAGCUGCUGGCGGGGCGGCUGGAGGGGGCCAGCCAGCAGAUCUGCUGGGCCAGCACGGAGCUGGACAAGGAGAAGGCCCGCGUCGACAGCAUGGUCCGCCACCAGGAGUCCCUGCAGGCCAAGCAGCGAGCCCUGCUACAGCAGCUGGACAGCCUGGACCAGGAGCGCGAGGAGCUGCAGGGCAGCCUGGACGAGGCCGAGGCCCAGAGGGCCUGUGUGGAGGAGCAGCUGCAGAGCCUGAGGGGCGAGAGGGAGCAGGGGCAGUGCCAGCUCCAGGCCCAGCAGGAGCUGCUGCAGAGCCUGCAGCGGGAGAAGCAAGGCCUGGAGCAGGUGACCACAGACCUGCGGCUGACCAUCUUGGAGCUGGAGCGGCAGCUGGUGGAGCUGAGGGAGCGGGAGCGGCUGCUGGUGGCCUUCCCAGACCUGCACAGGCCCAGCGAGGCCCAGAUCCAAAACUCUGGCAACGUCACGGACGACAUGGAGAGGCAAGUGCAGGCCAACGACAUCCGCAUCCGGGUCCUGCAGGAGGAGAACGGGCGGCUCCAGUCAAUGCUGUCUAAGAUCCGGGAGGUGGCCCAGCAGGGGGGCCUCAAGUGGGGAGGAGCCUCCUGGGCCCAUCUGAGCUUGGCUUUCUGUGCAGUUGAUCCCGCAGGACCAGCUCUGGUCCCCUCUCAGCAAGGGAACUCAGGGAGCAGCACCCCCGGUGCAGGCUCAGAGAGUGUCCCCAGGGCCCCUGAGCAAGGGGCACCCUCCUGGCAGCAGGACAGGCAGUGCGAGCAAGACCUUGCCAGGCCAGCCCCGAGAGGACACACUUCCGCAGCCUUGCAGCCAGCCCAGCAAGCCCUCCCUGGAGGAUGUGACCCACUCAGCCAUCUGUGCCCAGAACCCCAUCCGGGCCUUGGCCAGGCUAAGGAGGAGAUUGUCACCAGGCCGGAGCCAGGCCAGAUCUGCACACCAGCCCCAGAAGCGGCCCACGUAGCCUGCAGCAGGGCUGGGGCUGGAUGGCAGGCGGCUGGCCACCCACCCACUGUAAUAAAGCCCCGCCACGUACCCACAGCAAUCUUGGCCUCACAGCGUGGCUCAGUCGGGGGAACAGCCCUUCCUACCCUGUCCUGGGCAGGGCCACUGAGUCCCCAGCCAUGCAGGUCAUUGGCCAGCAGAGUCCUGGCACUAUGAGCCCUCAGUAAAUGGGAACUUCCUGCCUCCUUCCUGGCAGACUUAUGGAAGAGGAGAGCACACCAAGGGCAGAAAGAAGCUUCUAGUGCAGGGGCCAGGUGAAGGGCAAUCUUUCCCCGCAGCAAGGGCCAAGGGGUAAACCUGGACUCAGUGGCACCAAAGGAAAGGAGGAUCAGGGUGGAGGUGUGUGGGGAAGGGCCAGUGAGGACACCUGAGACGAGCAAGGAGUCAGAGGCUGGGACUCUGGCUCUGGGCUCACAGGCAGGCAGAGGGCAGCAACGCCCUUAGCCUCCCACCCUGGCUCUGAACCUGCUGCUGGGGACAUGAAGGGCCCAAGAUUGUCAGGCCCCCUUUCCCUAAAUGCACUCCUUGCAUUAGGAAAUGGUGAGAGUCACAAAGGGUUUCUCUAAAUCCUGGAGGUGAGAGCCCCAGAGGCCACUCAAGGCAGGGCAAGGCCUUGCACAACCAGACAGCUGGAUGCCCCAGCCAGUUCUGGCUUGACCAGGCCUGUCCUCUGGGGCCCACCCAACCCAGGAUGCCACAUGGCUGGGCACUGAUACUGCCAGCGACACCAGGCACACAGCUAUCAAGUUUUGCUAACAAAGCCUCCAGCCUGCCCUGAGUCACCUCCCCUGUGAAGGACAGGCUCCAAGACCUUGCUGAGGACUUAGGGUGCACACUCCCAGCCGCCUAUGGCAUCCUCUCUGGGUGAAGGGGCCGCCAGGCAGCAUGCCUCAGUUAACAGGCGUCAGUAAGUGCUGUGUGCAGAGCAGACUGGCACAUCCAGGUUUGCCCAACUUCUGCCUCCGAGAGGCCCCGGCCCCUCCCUCACAGGGGCGAGCCAGCUCUGAGCAGGAGGCCUGUGCCCAGGCCCAAGGGAAGGGCCCCUCCCAGCUGAGCAACUCUCUCAGGCCUCCACCAACUCUGCAUCCAUUUAUUACUUAGCUCUGAGCUCUGGAGGCCAGAAGGCACGCUCUGCAUGGCCGAGCUCUCUGCUCAGCGUCUUAGAAAGCUGAGAUCAAGGUAUCCACCAAGUUGCGUUCCCCUGCCAUGGCUCUGGGAAAGAAUCCACUUCCAAGCUGGCUCUGGUGGUUGGCAGAAUCUUGAUCCUUGUGGCUGUAGCACUGGUCCCCAUUUCCUUGCUGCUGGCCCUCAGCUCCUAGAGGCCAUCCACCUCCCUUGCCACGUGGCUCCCUCUGGCUCCAAGUUGGCAACAGAGAGCUGCUCAGGCACUGAAUGCUCCUCGUGCUUCCAAUCCCUGACUACUUCUUCCAGUAGCUGGAGAAAAGUCUGCUUUUCACAGGCUCACGUGGUUAGGUCAGGCCCACUCAGAUACUGCCUGUCUUAAGGUCAGCUGUGCCAUGUAGCACCUGAUCAUGGGAGUGCAAUCCCUUAGUCACAGUUCAGAGAUCACACAAGGCGUGUCUGUGGGGGGGGAGCAAAGGGGGGAUCUUGGGGGCUACCUUAGAAUUCCACCUACCACAUGCGGUAGAACCCAAGGUGACCUUUUCUUAAAACAUCCAUACCGUUUUACAUUUUAUGUUAAAAUAUAUCCAUG
Molecule: messenger RNA, 4238 nt
Organism: Microcebus murinus (gray mouse lemur)
Lineage: Eukaryota; Metazoa; Chordata; Mammalia; Primates; Cheirogaleidae
Source: RefSeq, a predicted model, not a curated record